This is a messenger RNA of Eremothecium gossypii ATCC 10895, 1680 nucleotides long. It is a transcript of the gene HST1, whose product is annotated as histone deacetylase HST1. The transcript has a single exon. The record is from RefSeq and is marked provisional. The coding region runs from base 1 to 1680 and encodes 559 amino acids. NCBI's taxonomy places the organism in Eukaryota, Fungi, Ascomycota, Saccharomycetes, Saccharomycetales, Saccharomycetaceae. Gene Ontology annotation, molecular function: NAD+ binding.
AUGUCUGAGAGCGCAAGUAUGCUCCAGGGCAGCAAACGAGGAACGGAUUCCAGCGUGGAUGUAGGGGGCGCAAAGCGGACGAAAGUAGACAUGGACGACGGCAGUAGUAGCAAUAAUGACGAGAAGGAGCUGCUCGAAGCCACCAAGGCGGACGAGCUUGACGAGGUCGUCGACGACUAUGCGGAGCAAAACGACCAUUCCGCUCAGGAGGUAGCAGGCGAGUACGUGCCUAAGAAGCCGGAGCAACCGAUCAUGCUCACCAAAGAUUCGAACAGCGGCAAAUAUGUGUUCCCCCCCAUCUCCAAGGAAGAUUCCCUCAACGCACGCUAUUUUCUCAAGUACCAUGGGUCGGCGCAGUUCCUGGACUCAUACCUGCCGGAGGAUCUGAACUCGCUGUACGUGUUCCACCUUAUUAAGCUGCUGGGCUUUCAGCUCAAGGACCGGGAGUUGCUGACCGCGGUCCAGAAAGCUGUGCAAAACGACGUAACAUCAGGCGUGUCGUCUGUUGUGGGCACCAACCCCAUGGUUGAGCGAGUUUCGCCGCCGCAGCUAUCUGCGAGCACGCCCUCCGGCGACGGCUACGAUGACCCGCUUGAGAAGAAACAUGCUGUGCGGUUGAUCAAGGACCUGCAGAAGGCGAUGAAUAAGGUGCUGAGUACCCGUAUUAGGCUGGCGAAUUUUUUCACUCUAGACCACUUUAUCUCCAAGCUAAAAAGCGCGAAGAAGGUGCUUGUCCUCACUGGGGCCGGUAUUUCUACCUCACUGGGAAUUCCCGAUUUUCGCUCUUCCAAAGGGUUCUACUCUCAGGUGACAAACCUCGGACUUGACGACCCGCAGGAUGUCUUCAACUUAGAUAUAUUCAUGGAGAAUCCCUCAGUAUUCUACACUAUCGCCGAGAAGAUCUUGCCUCCUGAACACAAGUUCUCGCCGCUACACAGCUUUAUCAAAAUGAUCCAGGAUAAAGGUAAGCUUCUGCGCAACUACACUCAGAAUAUUGACAAUCUUGAGUCAUAUGCUGGCAUCUUCAAGGAAAACAUUGUGCAAUGCCAUGGCUCCUUCGCUACUGCGUCUUGCGUGACGUGCCAUUUAAAAAUGCCCGGAGAGAGAAUAUUUCAACAGAUCAAGGACAGGGAGAUCCCCUUGUGUGCUUAUUGCUACCCGAAAAGACAAGAAGAGUAUCCGACGGUCUCCGAUGACCCGGGAACGAAGAACGGACAGCAGUCCUCGCACAAUUCAAGCUCAAUUUUCCAUAUGAGUAGGUCGUUUGGUGUCAUCAAGCCGGAUAUUACGUUUUUUGGCGAGGCGCUUCCAUUGGAAUUUCACACAAAUAUUCGGCAAGACGUGUUGCAAUGCGAUCUGCUGAUCUGUAUCGGAACAAGUUUGAAAGUGGCGCCAGUUUCCGAGAUUGUUAACAUGGUUCCAGCUCACGUACCACAAGUACUUAUCAAUAGAGACCCCGUUAAGCACGCCGAAUUUGACCUAACGUUACUGGGGCUGUGCGACGACGUUGCAGCUUUCAUAGCUCAGAAAUGUGGGUGGGAUAUCCCUCACGAAAAUUGGCCGCAGCUGAAACAGAGGAACAUCCAGUAUGACGAACUAGAGCGCGGUAUGUACUAUGUUUAUGACCCUGUAAAGGAACAGGCUAAAGAUACAGGGCAGCGCCAAGUUCAGGCGCCCUAG